CGAGGAUCCAAGAAAUUUUGAUUCUUUGUACUUCAAGAAUGAGAGAGCAAUUGAGUACAACUUAAACGACAAGCUAAGUAGAGGACUACGACUAGACGAACUACAAGAACUAAGAAAAAGAUGGCUGAAGCAGACGUGGCAUCUGCAUCUUCUACCACCUCUGCGUGGGACCGGCGAUCCGUUCCUGAUGGGAUCGGGAGAGUUGCAACAUCUUCUAGUUGUUUCUCUUCCUCUUCUUCUUGUUCCAGAAAAAUUACAACUAGUACAACAAGGAGAAAGCUUAAUGUUGGCCCUACUUCUUCUUCACGGAGGACAAGAAAAACAAUCUCAAUCUGCCCUUCAUCUUCUUCACGAGCAAGAAGAACAACAAGAGGAUAUUCUGCCUCCACCAAGUUGUUCCUCGGUUCUGUAGUUGUGCCGACAGUUCUUGUGAGUGGUCUUGUGUACCAUGACCCUAGGAUGCACACCGAUGAGGACAGUCGGGAACAUGUUCUGCAAGAGUUGCGGAAUAGCAUUCUUGCAUCUCUGGAGUUUGCAUCUUCUCGAAAAGGUGCUGGUGGAAUGGUGGAUAUUGUCAGGAACCAACACAAACUCGCUCAGUCGUCGAACAUUCCUGUCGGGAAGAACAACACCUUCUGGUCGCCGUAUACGUUGUCGUUCGACAAGAAUGGAGCGGCGGCGGACUUUUCGGCGAUGAAGAAUUCUUAUGUUGACACUGACUUGUUUAUCUUGUUUAUGUUUGGACUUGGAGGCCUACGCUGUAGAUAAUUAGAAUUUUUAUUUUAAUUUUUGGAUUUAUUCUGUUACUAGUUUACUAAGUAUGUUACCUCAAGUAGUGCAAACUGCUAUUUUUAGAUUUAAAUUCUGAAAACAAGUGUAGUAACUAGAACUUGAUGUAGAUGAUGGAGAUGGAGUUGUACUAAGUAAAGCAAAAAUUCUUGUAGGUCUGUGCCUGUUGAUGGAGAUGGAGUUGUACUAACUAAAGCAAAAAUUCUUGUAGUUCUGUGCCUGUUGAUGGAGAUGGAGUUGUACUAAGUAAAGCAAAAAUUCUUGUAGUUCUGUGCCUGUUGAUGGAGAUGGAGUUGUACUAAGUAAAGCAAAAAUUCUUGUAGGUCUGUGCCUGUUGAUGGAGAUGGAGUUGUACUAAGUAAAGCAAAAAUUCUUGUAGUUCUGUGCCUUUUGAUGGAGAUGGAGCGAGUUGUACUAAAGCAAAAGUUCUUAUUCUGUGCAUGUUGUGCAUGUGCUUGUUGUGCAUCAUGUGACCACCCUCUAAUGAUCCUCUUCCUCAAACAAUGGCACAUUCCUCAAUUCUUCCGAAGAGGAGGAUUUGAUGCUAGACGCCUUGGAUCAGGAGGAUCAUUCUGAAGCAUUUUUCUCAACAUCUGCUUCUAGUGGUGCAACAUCUGCUUCUUCUAGUGGUGCAACUGCUUCUUCUAGUGCAACUACUGCACGCGACCUUCUCGGGAUUUCAGCGGUGAACGUGGUGGAAAUCCAGGAGAAGCUCAUGCGGCAUUGGAGGAAUACAAGUAUGCGAUCUUGGGAUUUGUUACGCAACGAGACGCUGAAUAUCUCGGAACUUCCGCUUGAUGCGAGAAUGGCGCAUAAUGCGAGUAAUCACAUUAGGGGACUUUAUAAUCUUCUUUUUUCGUUGAUCUUGAUGUUGUUCCUAGCAACAAGUUUUUAGGUUUAUGUUGUUCUUCGUAGUACUAUGUAUUCAAUAGUGACAACUUUGUGAACACUUGUUCUGCCACGACAGAAGACAUCAACACUACCACGACAGAAAACCGUCACACUUUCCUCCACGCAAAAUCAAUUUAUGAUAUGUCGCCCCCUAGAAUUUGUUCUCUCUAUCCGUGUCGAAUCUCUGUGUUGCUUGCGCUUGCGCGUUAUCCUUGUCGGGGUGCCUGGCUUUUGCUUGAAUGAAAUAUAAAACAAAAAAGUAAGGUGUUGAACGCUUGUUCUACCACGACAGAAAACAACACUUGUUCUUAAAAAGCAGUAGAGUCUAGCACUAGAGCACUAGCACAUACAACUUGUCUUCUCUCUGUCGCUAUAGUGAGCAACAAAGCCGCUGCGGAAAAAACGGCUAGUGCACUGGCUCAUCUAUAGACAACAUACUUAUCGUAUUCGAGAGAAUUUCAAGAUUCUGGUCUUCCUCGGUCUGAAUCAUCAUUGUUCCAUCUACGACACGGACACACCACGGGGGACAUCACACUCAAGCUCAACACGUACGUUGUUUUUAUUCCAUCUAAUGCCCCUCACGAUCCGGCUACGGAUUAUUGCGAGUUUUUCUUCGGAACGCAUCCUGGGCAGCGUGUGAAGGUGGAGGGACCUGACGUCUGGCCAUGCAAGAUUGUUUCAGGGCACUGGGGAACGACAGCGAAAGUGGCCCGAAAGAGCGUCUACUUUUAUGAAGAAAAUAUAAGAUAAAGAUGUAGUUAUCUGCAAACGUGGCAGAAGUUGGUUGUUAUAAGAACAUCAUGUUGUCUCCGUCUCGUUUAUACGACGACCAACAUAAGUACUUAUUUAUUAGUAGAUGGUUCGGGUCAAAACUAUGAUGAAAAAGAAGUUACCCUCUUCAACUGACCAAAUCUUUACCUAGUAAGGCGCCAGCGCAGUCGUGAGAAGAUCCAACGUUUCUGGGGAAGAAUAUCCACGGAUAGCCAAGGAAUUUUUCCACUUGCCAGUGCUCACACGAUGUCCAUAUCGCAAGUUAGGACCUCCAGGAUCCCGCUUGCUCUGCGCGUUUGGGUUGAGUUCUUUUAUUUGAUGAUGAGCAAACUCUUAUUUGAUGAUGAGAAUAAUGCAAAGACCCGGACCUAGAUCAAAUUCAAAUCAAUUACCGCAAAAAAUACAACAGGUUCCAGAUCAUAUCCGCAUGUACCUGAAAAUUUUUUGAGUUUUUUUAGAAAUAAGUAGUUUUGGUCGUCAUAAGUAUAGCUAUUCUUUUUUCUGUCUCAAUCCAUCGAUUCUGUAUGUACAUAAAAUAGGUUUUUGAAGUGUUCCUACUCAGGUACACAAGCAGCACCAACCUGGAAUUAUAGGACGUGGUACCCUGCUACUGCAUCAUAGUUCCCACCUAUUUAGAGUGUUUUUUUGGGCCUCGGCGAAGAGUGUCGGGCGCCAGAAGCGUUAUCACCUAUCUGUCGGGCGCCAGAAGUCUUAUCAAAUGGGGCCCCUGAAAACAAGGACCCCCCUCAGGCACCCCCUCCAACUGACCCCUUCAGCCGCUCGCGCGUCUGCGGCUCUCGGUCGGCUCCUCGCCUCCUUGGAUCUUGAGCGGAUAAGUUUGCAGGGAGGGCCGGCUUGGCCAUCGCAAGGUGGAAAGCCCCAGGGUCGCAGUGCUCCAUGUCGUGCUUUUCUGAAAAAUUCAAAAAAACGAUAGUGCUAACGUUUUUUCUCGCGAUGCCUGCUACUGCGUCAUAGUUCCUAUUUCUCGUCCUCUAAUUGCAAAACGCUCUGCGUGCGGGCUAUGAGGGUCGUGGCAGACAAUUCGCGUAUGAUGGCGAUCCGGCCCGUCGUGUCUACCCACCACAAAACUUGACUCACGCUCUCCUUGUCAGAAACCGUUCUGACGAGGACGAUGUCUCGACCAAGACGUUCACGACCACAGUGGUUGACGUGCUCACUUUGAGUGAUGAUCAGGCGGUGAAGUUAUGACAACUUAGUCAGUGUAGUUAAUAAUGUAAGUUUCAUUGAUGAAAUUUUGCUUCUAGUACUCUGUUGUACUCAGCGUGUUCUUCAGCACUCUGAGUCGAACGAAUGAACUUCUUCCUCAGGAAUUCAGAUCUACUUAUUCAGUAGUAAUUCAGACUGUAGAUAUCUUUCACAUUCAGCAGAGUCAGAGAGAACAAACACUCGCGUCCACCCUUCUAAUAGUAGCUUUUCUUGCUGGUGGAAACGCCGAAGCCGGUAGACAUUUGGAUUUCAUGCAAGCUGCAGCGGAGCAUGUGCCUGCGAGCUGGGACCUGGGGAAUCGUGCACAAAGGAGCUACUUUUUUUAAGGCUACUAGUCAAUGAGUCCUCACAACUAUCAAUCUGGCAUGGACAUGGACCAUGUUAUGAUAUAUUUUGUUGUUUAGAUUGCCCUUGUUAUGAAAGAUGAACAUCUUAUUUGAAUUAUUUUGUUUUGGAUUCAUUUGAAGAGGGAACAAAAGGGGAACCCAAUAAUUCCAAUCGACCAAUAUUUUCCACAACACCUACUUGUACGAUAGCGAUAAUUGACUGCGAAGUCUUCUAAUUUUUUCACAACAUCCUGUACCAGUGCAAGGGACCGAUGGGUCGGUUCGAAGGACGCAAACCCUUUGUUUUCAAGGAAGACCGGGAGUGGGGUAUAGGAAUCAAAUUUCAAGUUAUGGUGCGUCUGUUGAUAUCAUGUUCUUGAAGAUUUAUUAUACGCCCGAGGAGCAUAGGUUUUUUCCUAACUAGGCUCACUCCACGUAGCCUACGCCAACAUAGGUUCGAUAUCUAUGAAUCGAAGAAUUCAGAUUUUGUUACACAACCAAGUAAGUUACAGUUGUGAAGAUCACAGACAUGGGACCCAGAAACAAAUGAAUUACCGUGAUGGCGCGUUGAUUUCAGACGAGACUGAGAUCAUUUUCCUCUAAGCAAGAGGGCGAAACCGACAUCAGCGACAUUCGCAAGCGCUACUUGUGUGACUGGGAAGAUGAAUGUCAAGGCGUAAGCAUUAUGGACACGAAGUGUGACAAUUCCAACGUCUGGAGCGCGCGUCGUAAUGCCGUGGUGAUGCAGCGGCUCGCGAAGUUUCCAGCAUUUUACUACGAUUAUGAUAGCCGGUUACUACUUAUAUAUAAGUUUCUUCUGUCGUGACUGCGAUCUUGAUCCUGCUGUUGUACAACUCGUACGAGAAGAUGAUUAAGAUGAACAUGACAUACAACCCAGCUCCCUCACGACGACCCUCUAUUACGAAAAUAGAGAAACCUGCUAAUCUGGCUCAACAUUCCUCUCCCGUGGUUCUUCUAACCUCCUCGGCGUCGAUACCAGUCCUUCAUGCCCUUCCACCAGGCGUUGAGUACCACUUUGCCGGAUGGCAAUGGCGAAACGUACGAAAUCGAUCUUCCCUACGAAAUCGUUCAAGUGCGCAUGCCGAUCAUUGAGAUCUGCAACCUAUCGACCAAUCGCAGACAAGGCUUUCAAAUGCCUUAUAUUUAUGGAUGGAAAGAAAUUGAAAUUGAAUUUUGUUUUCUCUACAGUCUUACUUUCAGUGCUGAUGAUCAUGAGUUGGAGAAUCAUGAUGCAUUAGCAUUACAAAGAUAGGGCCAGGAUGGAGUUGAAUGAUCAAACAGAUGAAGAUACAGAUAGUCAUGAUAUCUGUCACUGUCAGUAGCUAUUGCUUUUUUUCUUGGACGAUACAUAUUAUCCAUCGCUCCCUGUAGUUUUUUCGGGAUAGUACUAUGAUGGGACGCGCUCCGGUUCAGGUUUUUUACCUCUAGGUAUAGUCUUCACUCAUUUCUAGCACUGUUCUCUCCGCUUCAAAGCUUAUUAUCCAUCGAUGCCUUCCUUUAGUUUUCUUUUUCUCUUGGACAAUAUUAUCCAUCGAUCCGUAGUCUAUUUCCUCGGAAGCACCGACCAACAUCUCCCAGUCUAUUUCCUCGGAAGCACCGACCAACAUCUCCCAGUGUAUUUCCUCGGAAGCACCGACCAACACCUCACCAUGCCUUCCUUUAGUCUAUCUCCUCCUCUUCUAAACUGCGACACUCCGUUAUCGUCCGAAGAGUGCUUACUUACCGGAAAACUGCAAGACCACUUACCAGCACUGCCGUGACUUGACAAGGAGUUGCUAUUGCUUGACCCGACCGCACGCACAUGGACUCCAUAGCGCGACUUUGCCUUACUGCACUGAAUCUCUCAACGUUAAGGCUCAAACUUCUAAUUCAUCUUCCUAGUUCAUGUGAGUCAGUUGCCUACAACAACUUGGAUUCUGGGACUCGGACUCCUGCGAGCUCAGAUGAAUAUGAAUCAGAUUCUUGUGAGCCGCGCUAACAACGGUAACGGAGGAUAUUCCGAGGAUGGGUUUUUGCGUAUGGAGGACAAAGUGCCAUGUAUAGGACCCAUUGAGCUUCUUGCUGCAUCCUGGGAGAAACAAAGCCGCGUCAUGCUCAGGACUUUGUUUUUAUGGCCAGAUUGUAGAGUGUGUCUGUCUCUGUGUUUGUGUGUUUUUAUGACCAGAUUGUAGAGUGUGUCUGUGUUUCUUUGUGUGAGGUAGCGUGAUCAUCUUUGUUUUUAUGACCAGCUUGUAGAGUGUGUCUGUGUUUCUUUGUGUGAGGUAGCGUGAUCAUUAGGUUCGCGUUGUCAAAGUCAAACGCAGUUGUGGCAUAGCAAAAAUCAGUAGCAUGAAGAAGCAGUCAAGCACAAUACUCGGUUGCUAAAAUAUUCUUGUUCCCUGCAAAAGAACAACUCCUCCAAAGAUACUCCUUCCACCACUCCACCACUCCACCUCCUGGGAUCAUUCUCUAAUCCUCGAUUCCUAUUGGAAUCAUAUGGAGUCUUCGAAGGGCGAGAGCUUCUGUGACAAACCACUAAGCACGAUCUUCGUCGUCGAUUGGAUGGUCGACCAUCGCUACCAGCUGAAACACCUGUUGGAUAUCACGUUUGGCUUCAUCUACCGCACGAAACCGGUUUACACGUUUUAUUAUGAACAAUAGAUUGGUGCUGAUUGUACUAGUCCUAGUUCUACUGUUACUUAGUUUAUUGUUAACUUCUGAAAAGGUGAGGAUUUGUUCCCUCUCUGUUUCCGCACCAGCAUCCCUUCUUCCUCUCCACCUGCUUCUAACCUCCCGGCGCCAUGAUCCCGUUUGUGAUGGGCUAUUACCGUGAUCAGUGGGGCAUCGAACUCGAGGCUGCUGGUGCAGCGGCUCUCCUGAUGAACGAAGAGGGAGAUGCGGUUGAUAUGCUGAAGAAGAAAGGUCUCAUGAGCGCCUGGGCUGAAAGGAAUGGACCUGUCAUGAAGCCAGAUGGAGAAGAGGAUGCAGGUACUUGAUGAACAAAUUAUACCCUGUCUGAGUCUGAGGAUGCAGGUACUUGAUGAACAAAUUAUACCUUGUCUGAGGAUGCAGGUACAACUUGAUGAACAAAUACCUUGUCUGAGGAUGCAGGUACUUGAUGAAGAAAUACCUCGAUUUGAUUUAUAGUAGGAACACCAUUAAUAGAAGUAGAAGCAGACCACGGAGAUGAAGACUUACUGACUCUAUAGGACUACGUGGGUGGGUGCUUCAAGAACAAAAAAACCUCCAAACCAACAGAUCGCCUUCGCGAGGAAGAAGUGGAGACGCACUUGCGCAUCCCGCCUGAGUGGAAGUGGGAGAAGCAGGUGUCGCCUCACUUUGAACAAAUCUACUAAAAGAUGAUUAUCGGUUUCUUGAUUAGAAGUGGGGGGUGAGCCGGAGUCCACACAAAGAUGAAGCAGGUGGAAGUAGAAGUGGACAUAUUUUUGUACAAACUUGACAGGGCAUGAAAGAACUCACGAAACGGGAAAUUGAAAGCAGGCAUUCCCUUAACAACUAGCUACUAGAUCUUUGUCUUUCAUCAUCUCGUUAUGUUCGAAAUUAACACCAAAGACAUCAUUAAUGAAGUAACGCAAACUAAAAUUAAAAACUCAUUGUUCGCAAACGCAAUCCAUCGCAUUCAAAUAUCAGAGCAAUACAAACUAGAGCUCGACGUCGUCGUGGGAAAAAUUAUCAAUUUUACCAGCAGCCAGUAUUCAGAAGGAGAUUAAUCGCUUAAUAGCAGAGCUGCUGAUGUACGGUUCUAAUCUACUUCUAUUUUUUCAACAAGUCAAAAGGCUGACUGGAGAUGGGUUUAUUGAUCUAUCAAGCGCAAAAAAUAGAUAUUGGUGCCGACCACGCAUAUCUUUCUCUUUCCGUAACAUGAAAGAGGACAUGAUUUUAAUUCAUGAAAAUUCAAACUGUAACUGUAUUCGUAAUAGAAUGUGCAUCCAACUACAAAAAUAUUGUAAAAAAAUGAUCCACCUAUCAUCAUAAGCGAUGUAGUAGUGUACAGAAAAAACCAUGCAUUUAGAUUGAUUGGAUAUUAGUUGUAUAAAUUAAUAAUACUCAGGCUCAGCGUAAGUAACUGUAAUACAUAGUUAUUUGGUCUAGAUGUAGAUUCAUAUUUUCAGCAGGAGCCGAAAGUAAGAUUAUCACUGCAGCGACCGUCUUCUUCAACUGUACACGUUUUUUCGAAAUUGCGACGUGCUCUGAACGUGAUUACGAGCGACGAAUAGGCAGCAGCAUUUUUAAAUCGGCGCGACCGCACCGUGUCGAACGUUUGAAAAAACAAAAUGAAAGGCAAGCAGAAAGUAGCCAAGACUAUUCUAAGCUCUAGAAAAGAGGAGUAGA
Messenger RNA from Amoebophrya sp. A25, 8357 nucleotides. NCBI's taxonomy places the organism in Eukaryota, Dinophyceae, Syndiniales, Amoebophryaceae. The record is from the annotation of a GenBank genome assembly.